Molecule: messenger RNA, 944 nt
Organism: Lontra canadensis (Northern American river otter)
Lineage: Eukaryota; Metazoa; Chordata; Mammalia; Carnivora; Mustelidae
Gene: MTRES1
Product: mitochondrial transcription rescue factor 1
Exons: 4
Coding region: 125-844 (239 amino acids)
Source: RefSeq, a predicted model, not a curated record
UGCGCCGCGGCUGUCCGCGCUUGGGCCCGGCCGCUACUGCAGGCUCCAAACGCAGACCUAGAGCUUGAGGACGCAGGUGUCCAGUUUCCUUUGACCUUGAAGACCCGGGAAGGUUAUACGCGCCAUGGCUAUGACGGGUGUCAGAUUCCCUGCCAGAGUUCUGAGAAAGCCAGAUGCCUGGAUUGGACUGUGGGGCGCGCUGCAAGGGACACCUUCAUCGAAACUCUGUGCUUCCUGGAAUCGAUACUUCUAUUUUUCUAGUACCCAGUUAAACACAUCAAAUUGUAAAAUGUUCUUCCAUAACAUUUUCUCGCUGAGACUCCCAGGCCUUGUAGUAUCUCCAGAAUGUAUUUUCCCCUUUUCCAUAAGACUUAAGAGUAAUAUAAGCUCUAAGAAGUCCACCAAGAAGACUCUGCAGAAGGCCGAGGAUGACGAGGACUCUGAGGAAGAGAGUGACCGUGAGAUGAGUGAGCAAGAAGAGGGGCUCGAAGAAGACCCCAGUGUGGUCAAAGACUACAAAGACCUGGAGAAAGUGGUGCAGUCUUUUCGGUACGAUGUCAUCCUAAAGACAGGCCUAGAUGUCGGGAGAAACAAAGUGGAAGAUGCAUUCUACAAAGGUGAGCUCAGGCUGAAUGGGGAGAAAUUGUGGAAGAAAAGCAGAACGGUGAAAGUGGGAGAUACAUUGGAUCUUCUGAUUGGAGAGGAUAAAGAAGCAGAAACAGAGACAGUAAUGAGGGUUCUCCUGAAAAAAGUGUUGGAGGAGAAAACAGAAAGUGAAAAGUACAGAGUGGUGUUACGCCGGUGGAAAAAGUUAAAGUUGCCUAAAAAGAGUAUGUCUAAAUAAAUGGAUUGCUUUAUAUUAAUAAAACUGCUUUCUAGUGAUGGAGGGAAGGGCCAGCUUCAAAAGAGGACAUUUUUAUUAAAAUAAAGUCACCUCACCUUUA